Penaeus chinensis is the source of this 2338-nucleotide messenger RNA. RefSeq lists its product as uncharacterized. Lineage: Eukaryota; Metazoa; Arthropoda; Malacostraca; Decapoda; Penaeidae. The annotation marks the transcript as partial. The transcript has a single exon. The record is from RefSeq and is a predicted model, not a curated record.
AUACAGUUUAACAGACUUUACAAACCCUUAGGAGUAAUACAUCGUAUUCACCGACCAGACUUAAGCCAGCCUUUAGGAGUGAAACAUCGAGCUGGUAUUCACAAACAAGACUUAAGCCAGCCUCUAGGAGUGAAACAUCGAGCUGGUAUUCACAGACCAGACUUAAGCCAGCCUCUAGGAGUGAAACAUCGCGCUGGCAUUCACAGACCAGACUUAAGCCAGCCUCUAGGAGUGAAACAUCACGCUGGCAUUCACAAACAAGACUUAAGCCAGCCUCUAGGAGUGAAACAUCGAGCUGGUAUUCACAGACCAGACUUAAGCCAGCCUCUAGGAGUGAAACAUCGAGCUGGUAUUCACAGACCAGACUUAAACCAGCCUCUAGGAGUGAAACAUCGAGCUGGUAUUCACAGACCAGACUUAAGCCAGCCUCUAGGAGUGAAACAUCGAUCUGGCAUUCACAGACCAGACUUAAGCCAGCCUCUAGGAGUGAAACAUCGCGCUGGCAUUCACAGACCAGACUUAAGCCAGCCUCUAGGAGUGAAACAUCGAGCUGGCAUUCACAGACCAGACUUAAACCAGCCUCUAGGAGUGAAACAUCGAGCUGGCAUUCACAAAUCAGACUUAAGCCAGCCCUCAGGAGUGAAACAUCGCGCUGGCAUUCACAGACCAGACUUAAGCCAGCCUCUAGGAGUGAAACAUCGCGCUGGCAUUCACAAACAAGACUUAAGCCAGCCUCUAGGAGUGAAACAUCGAGCUGGCAUUCACAAACCAGACUUAAGCCAGCCUCUAGGAGUGAAACAUCGCGCUGGCAUUCACAAACAAGACUUAAGCCAGUCUCUAGGAGUGAAACAUCGAGCUGGCAUUCACAAACCAGACUUAACCCAGCCUUCAGGAGUGAAACAUCGCGCUGGCAUUCACAGACCAGACUUAAGCCAGCCUCUAGAAGUGAAACAUCGAGCUGGCAUUCACAAAUUAGACUUAACCCAGCCCUCAGGAGUGAAACAACGAGCUGGCAUUCACAAACCAGACUUAACCCAGCCUCUUGGAGUGAAACAUCGAGCUGGCAUUCACAAACCAGACUUAAGCCAGCCUCUAGGAGGGAAACAUCGAGCUGGCAUUCACAAACCAGACUUAAGCCCGGCCUUCAGGAGUGAAACAUCGCGCUGGCACUCACAAGCCCGAGCUAAACCAAUCCCCCAGAGGAAAACACAACGCUGUCCUUCACAGAUUAGACAAACUAGCCUUCGGGAGUGAAACACCAAAUAAGCUUUCAUACACCGGACUUGAACAGACCCUUAGGUAUAUGACAUGAUUGUAUUUGCAGGACAUAUAAACAGGGCUUGAGCUAAAGACACACCAUUACAUGAUCUUUAAGACAGACUACACACACCCAGUGAACAAGAUAUACGCCUUAGAGAUCCAGAUUUCAAAAAUAAGGUAGACAUUGAUCAGAAAACUGGGAAAGAUCAGAUUUGGGGAAUUUUUGAUAUUCGUUUUAAUUAUAAAAAAAAUGUUAGGAAAAAAAAAAAUGAAGGGUGACGCUUUAUAAAGGGUUGAGUUUAAAUGAAUUUAUUGAAUUGAGAGACGCCGACGUGUGAAUCGAAAGCAUUUGAGGAAUGUUUAACCUUUGAAUUGUGACGAACGGUUUAUUAAAGAUGCUCUUGUUAUUAGGGUUACGCGAGAGUGUGUAUAGAGGAUGAAAAUAUAUGGAUAAAGGCGAAAAAAGGAAUAGUGAUGCGUAGAUAAAGGGAAAAAAAGAAAGAAAGAAAAAACACACGGAAGGAAAUAUGCAGAAAUAUUGAAAAAGUGAAAUUUUGGUAGAAUAAAAGACUGGAAACGAGAAUUUGCAUGAACAACGGAUGAAAAAAAAAAAAAAAAAAAAAAAAACGGAUAUUUUAAUGAAAGUAAAACUGACGUUGAGAGACAGAAGCAAGCUCGUAUGCAUGAGUGUGUGUUGUAUUUCUGAAUUAUAACUUGACUGCAUUUACCAUCAGAAUGCUGUAUGGUUAAUUAAACAAGUCUUGAUUGGUUGUUCGGUUAAGAUGUUGAAUCUGUCGGUAAAUAACGAUUUUUUUUUUUUUUUUUUUUUUUUUUUGUGACAGGAAGCACAUAGUAGUUGUGAGAUAUAAUACAAAAAUAAGUGUAACAGUCCAGUAAUUUAAUAAGAUUCACGAACUGAGCAAGAAUAUAUCUAAAGUAUAAUCUGUAUGACGCUUACAACGUUAUUGAAUAUUGAAAAUGGAAAUAUAAGUGCGAUUAGCGGAAGGUCAUUAAAGUCAUUAACACUAAUGAUACAAUCAAAUCAAAGUAAAAAAAAAAAAAAAAAAAAAAAAAAAAA